AACAUCUCGUUGCGAAUACAUCUAUUAUAGAAGUUACGCUAUAAUUUUAAAAAAUCGUAUACCUGUUACAUAAAGGAAAGAAUUGAUCUACAAAAAAAAUAAAAAGAAUUUUAAAAUCUCCAUAAAUUUUAAGCCUCUAUAGCAGCAGAGCAUACAUUAACCACAUAUAUAGAAAAGAUACGCUUCAACAAUGUUCACGUACCAACUGCUAUAUUUGAAUACACCAAACAAGAUAACGAGUCUUUUUCGUGGUUUUAUUUUAAGUACCGUGAUCAGUUUACUGCAAUCUCACGAACAACCACCGCCAAAUUGGUAUCACAGACUUUACGGUAACAAUAUGAACGUAUUAAAAUUGAUCAAUACAAUUAAUCUGGUGAGUAACAAAACAUUAAAUUUCUUGGAGCAAAGUCAACAUUUUCGAAGUCAAGAAGUAUCGGAUAUGACACCACAAUACAAUGAGACAUUCGAUUUCAUAGUAAUUGGUGCCGGCACGGCCGGCGCUACAAUAGCGGCAAGGCUAAGCGAAAUUCCUGAAGUCAAAAUAUUGCUGAUUGAAGCUGGAUUUCACGAAAGCUUUUUCAUGGACAUUCCUAUGAUCGCACCAAUCCUAUCUUUGGACAGUAACAUCAAUUGGAAGUACAAAACUAGGCCUUCCAACAAAUACUGUCUUGGUAUGAAAGAUAACAGUUGCACUUACCCAGCGGGAAAAGUAAUCGGCGGCAGUAGCGUGCUGAAUUACAUGAUAGCUACUAGAGGCAAUGCUGAAGAUUAUAAUCGUUGGGCCGAGAUGGGAAACGAGGGCUGGGCAUACAAGGACGUUCUCAAAUAUUUUAAAAAGCUGGAAACAAUGGAUAUUCCGGAGCUGAAGUCGGAUAUUGACUAUCAUGGUACUAAUGGACCAGUACAUAUCAAUUAUUCGCCAUCUAAUCCGUUGGCAGAGGCUUUUGUAGAAGCUGGCAAGGAACUAGGAUAUUCAUUAAUAGAUUACAACGGAAAAAAUCAAAUAGGAUUCUCAUAUCCACAAUACACAAUCAUGAACGGUACUCGUAUGAGUAGCAAUAGGGCGUACUUGCACCCAAUACGCGAUCGCAAGAAUCUUCAUACAACUCUUGAAAGCACAGUUACAAAAGUGCUGAUCGAUUCUAGCAUAAAUCGUUCAGUCGGCGUGGAGUUUACUAAAAAAGAUCAAACUAUCCGUGUGUUUGCAAGUAAAGAGGUUAUUCUGUGUGCAGGUGCGAUCAAGUCGCCUCAAUUGUUGAUGUUAUCAGGCAUUGGACCAGCAAAACAUCUUACCGAACUCGGCAUAGACGUCAUCCGAAACGCACCAGUCGGUAAAAACCUAAUGGACCAUGCAGCUUUCUAUGGAUUAACAUGGACAUCAAAUGCAUCAAUGAAUUCACAAUUUUUCGAAUUAUUCAAUUUUAUGAAUCCACAUGUAACGGAUCGUCUUAUACCGUUAACAAGUAGACCCGGAGGCAUUGGUUUUAUCAACACAAAACAAUCAGAAAAACGUAAUGUACCAGAUAUCGAAUUAGUAUUUGCUAGUGGUCCACUGGUAGAAGAUUUAAUUCUUGCAAGAUUAUUAAAUUAUAAAGACCCAUUACGUCAAGAAUGGAAAUAUAGUGACGGGCAUGACUGGUUCCUUGGACCAAUAUUAUUAAAACCAAAAAGCCGUGGUCAGAUAAUGUUAUUAGCUAAUGACAUUAAUGUUAAGCCAGAUAUUGUACCAAAUUAUUUCGAUAAUCCUGAUGACGUCAAAACUAUGAUCGCAGGUAUUAGAACUGCAUUAAGUAUUGGUCGUACAAAGGCGAUGCAGGCAUUUGAUUCUAAGUUGUCAAAUAUUACUUAUAUUGAAUGCAAUGACUAUGAAUAUGACUCUGAUGCUUAUUGGGAAUGCACGUCAAAGAUCGUGACUUCCACGCUUUUUCAUUAUGCUGGAACUUGCAAAAUGGGAGCAAAAGAAGAUCCAACUGCUGUCGUCGAUCCUAAAUUAAAGGUGAUUGGUAUUCAAGGAUUACGAGUGGCAGAUGCGUCUAUUAUGCCCGAAAUUAUAUCGGGGCACUUAAGUAUACCUGUUUAUAUGAUCGCUGAAAAAGCUGCGGAUAUGAUCAAAGAAGAAUGGGGAUAUUUGAAGAAAUGACGCUAGAUAUCUUUUGCAAAGUCAUUGCAUUUUGCAGUUCCUAUUUUCACGUUAUUUAGACUCAGUCCCACCAAUGUAAAAUUAAUUUUAAUCUCGAUUCAACUAAGAAUUAGAAAAAAAUAAACAGUAUGACUGAAACUGAAAUUAAAGGCUGGUAUUCAUAAUGGAUUCUUACAUUUAAGAUCGUCUUAAAUGUAGUUUUAAAAUGUCAUAAGCCAAUCAUAAAACAGUAUCAUCUUAAGAUAUUACUUAAAAUGGUCUUAAAAUAAGA
Molecule: messenger RNA, 2411 nt
Organism: Trachymyrmex septentrionalis
Lineage: Eukaryota; Metazoa; Arthropoda; Insecta; Hymenoptera; Formicidae
Product: glucose dehydrogenase [FAD, quinone]-like
Exons: 4
Coding region: 191-2140 (649 amino acids)
Molecular function (GO): flavin adenine dinucleotide binding; oxidoreductase activity, acting on CH-OH group of donors
Source: RefSeq, a predicted model, not a curated record